Molecule: messenger RNA, 1374 nt
Organism: Funneliformis geosporum
Lineage: Eukaryota; Fungi; Glomeromycota; Glomeromycetes; Glomerales; Glomeraceae
Source: the annotation of a GenBank genome assembly
AUGGAAUCUUUUUUAUCUCAACAUGGGAUAAAAUUAAAAGAGGAUGAACAGAAAUUUCGUUCAAUAAUCUCCAAUAAAAUAUUCACAGCAGGAUCAACAAUAAUCAUUUCAUACCCUUUAGCCUCUUUCCCACUGUUAACAUUUAAUAAAUUCAGGUGUGAUCAAUGUUUAAAAACGAGUCACGAUUCUACACCUUUACGAACGUGUUCGAAAUGCCAGUGUGUAUACUAUUGUAACAGAUCCUGUCAAAAAUCUUCAUGGUUAUCACAUCAUAAAUGGCUAUGUUCCAAUUACACGAAAUCAAAAGGUGUAGAAGAUUACGAUGAAGAAAUGUUAAAAAGAGUUUCGAUACUAAUUGAUAAAUUCCUUAAUGAUGAGAAAUUGGAUCCAUUUUUCGAAAAUAAAGGUUAUCUGUUUGAAAUAUUUUUCAAAUUAAUGACGCAUAGAAACGAUCAUGAACAUGUCAAGAAUUUGGUAAAAUUCGAAAGGAUUUCCACAAAGGUUCAUGAAAUUUUGAAAUUCAAUAAAGUUACAAAGGAUGAUUUAAUUAACCAUUUAUGUAGAUUUCAUUGUAAUAAUUUCACCAUACAUGACAGUCAACUAUUUACAUAUGGAGAAGGAACGUAUCCGAUCGGGUCAUUGUUUAAUAAUUCUUGUCGGCCAAAUGCAAUCGUUAUGUACGAUGGAGCAACACAAAUAAUUAAAUGCAUCCAAGAUAUAAGUAUCGGAGAUGAAAUUAACAUUUCUUAUGUUGAUGUGGCAUUAGAUAGGACAACUCGGCAGAAAUUGUUACGGGAAAAGUAUUUCUUUAAAUGUCAGUGCCCUAGAUGCUCUCCAGACGAGCAACAUUCUGGAAUCUUAACUAAAAUCGAUCAAUUGAUCGAAGACAAAGGUUUCACCGUGUCCGAAAAUGAGGAAAUAACCGCAUUGAUAUUAUCCAAUUUAUUACCACACUUGAAAAAUCAUACGAAGAUGAUGGAUUAUAUAAAUUCUUUGUGUGAGAUAAUUUCAACUUUACUUGAGAAAAAUCAUCUAUUUGAUAUAUCGUCACUUUCAUCCACGACAAAAUUAUUUUAUGAUAAAAUAGAUUUAAAACAAUGGAAUCAGUCAACAAUUCUUGGAAAAUACAUCCUUUCUAUUUAUUUAUUGAUUUAUCCUAGAUAUCACCCAAUUAUAGCUUUACAUUUGUUUACCUUAGGAAAGUGUUAUUGGAAUGAUAUAACCGGUGGUUUGGAAUCUGUUAAAGAAGCUAUAAACAUUUUGGAAUAUGCUAAAAAUAUAUUAAAUAUUACACACAAUGAAGGUGAUGAAAAUAAAGAUGUAAUUAAACAAGUGAAUGAUUUAUUGGAUAUGGCGAAGAAGGAAGUAACCUAA